Messenger RNA from Hyaena hyaena (striped hyena), 779 nucleotides. It is a transcript of the gene TMEM205, whose product is annotated as transmembrane protein 205. The coding region runs from base 167 to 736 and encodes 189 amino acids. The record is from RefSeq and is a predicted model, not a curated record. The transcript has 4 exons. Lineage: Eukaryota; Metazoa; Chordata; Mammalia; Carnivora; Hyaenidae.
GCUGGUUUCCGCUAAUCGAUUUGUCCAUAUCUAAGAGGGUGGUACGUGAGGCGGCAGAUCUAAGAUCCAAUUGGCUUCGGGCUUCGCUGGGAGGCGGGAUGAAUUCUUGAGAGGGGGCUGAGGAGGUCUGCGGGCCACCUGGGAGCGCGGGAGCAAGGCCUGCAAGAUGGAGGAAGGUGGGAAUCCAGGAAGCCUGACCAAGAUGGUCCAUCUACUGGUCUUGUCAGGGGCCUGGGGCAUGCAAAUGUGGGUGACCUUCGUCUCAGGCUUCCUGCUUUUCCGAAGCCUUCCCCGACAUACCUUCGGCCUUGUGCAGAGCAAACUAUUCCCUUUCUACUUUCACAUCUCCAUGGGCUGUGCCUUCAUCAACCUCUGCAUCUUGGCUCUACAACAUGCCUGGGCUCAGCUCACAUUCUGGGAAGCCAGCCAGCUCUUCCUGCUGUUUCUGAGCCUCGUGCUGUCCACCAUCAACGCCCGCUGGCUAGAGCCCCGCACCACUGCCGCCAUGUGGGCCCUGCACGCCGUGGAGAAGGAGCGGGGCCUGGGCGGGGAGGUGCCCGGCAGCCACCAGGGCCCGGACCCGUACGGCCAGCUGCGGGGACAGGACCCCAAGUACGGUGCCCUCCGCCAGAUCUUCUUCCGCUACCACGGCCUGUCCUCCCUCUGCAAUCUGGGCUGCCUCUUGAGCAACGGGCUGUGCCUUGCGGGCCUUGCCCUGAGCCUCAGGAGCCUCUAGCCCUGCGGGGGACCCCAAGGUCAAAUAAACACGUCUUUGGAAA